Xenopus laevis (African clawed frog) is the source of this 11524-nucleotide messenger RNA. RefSeq names its product notch 2 S homeolog (gene notch2.S). Gene Ontology annotation, cellular component: cytoplasm; plasma membrane; membrane. Gene Ontology annotation, biological process: positive regulation of multicellular organismal process; regulation of DNA-templated transcription; system process. Bases 539 to 7882 code for a protein of 2447 amino acids. The record is from RefSeq and is a predicted model, not a curated record. NCBI's taxonomy places the organism in Eukaryota, Metazoa, Chordata, Amphibia, Anura, Pipidae. Gene Ontology annotation, molecular function: calcium ion binding; signaling receptor activity; protein domain specific binding. The transcript is spliced from 34 exons.
UCCUGCGCGAGUAAAGUUCAGCUCAGUCCCAGCGCUUAUCCUCUGGCUCUUCUGCUGCUGCUGCUGCGCUUUUACCUCUGGGCACUUAAACGCGAUUCUCUCUCCUGCCUGUGGAAAAACUACCCGGGGAGGGCGAUCGCCUGCGUCUCGGACUAGAUACUGUCGCGGCACAGACCCACCCAGGAAAGGCGGUUCUUUGUGGGGCAAAAAGUGAACGCUCGCAAGUCGCAUCUUCUCGAGAAGGGAGGGGAAGACAGAAGCCGGAGAACUGCUGCUCAAGCCCGAAGUACACCGAGGGGGGCCAGGGGAUUUGGGAGACGGAAAUCAUUGAAGUCUGACAAACUCAUUGCACUGACCUUGCUGGGAGCAUCCUGGAGCUUGCGCUGGAAUUACUGAUAAAUGCAGCAGAGUCGCAGUGAAAGCGCAAUAGUCUAAUGGCUGGACGUACACUGCGCAACAUCGCAUUCUGAAAAUCGGAUAUUGUUGGAUUUUUACCAUUCUCGUUGCCUAGUGGUUCCUAUGUGGAUGUGGAGAGGAGAUGGGGGUGCAGGCUGUGUUUGGGCUGUGUGUCCUGCUCCUGGGGAUGCGGUGCUGUGACGGCAUACAGUGUCGAGGUGCCAGUGAGCCAUGUUUAAAUGAAGGAAAGUGUAUCACCAAUGACGAUGGCUCUGCAUACUGCAAAUGCACAGAUGCAUUUGUUGGAGCCUAUUGCCAACUGCAAAACCCUUGCCAAGAAACCAAAUGCCUCAAUGGAGGCACAUGUAAAGUCAGCCCUGACCUCUCUAAAGGCGUGUGUACCUGCGCCCCAGGAUUCAGCGGGGAGAACUGCAAGCAGCCAGUCGCCAACGUCUGCUCCCUCACCCAGCCUUGUAUGAAUGGCGGCACCUGCCGCUUGCUUACCCUGGAACUCUAUCAAUGUAUCUGCCCCUUCGGAUGGAGAGGAAAAGACUGCAGAUUCAUUGAUGCCUGUGCCUCUCAGCCAUGUGCCAAUGGCAGCACUUGUAUCCCCAAGGAAAACCAGUAUGCUUGUACUUGUCAGGCUGGAUACACCGGCCCCAAGUGUGAAGUGGAAGUGAACGAGUGCGCCUCAUCUGGAUUAUGCAAAAAUGGAGGAACCUGUGAGAACCUUCCCGGGUCCUACAGGUGUCAGUGCCAUCCGGGAUACACUGGUCAGCGCUGCGAGAGCCCCUUCAUCCCUUGCUCUCCUUCCCCAUGUAUGAAUGGGGGCACCUGUCGUCAGACUACUGAUUUUGCCUAUGAGUGCAACUGCCUGCCAGGUUUCGAUGGGAAAAAUUGUGAAACCAACAUAGAUGAUUGUCCCAGUCACAAGUGCCAGAAUGGUGGAACCUGUGUGGAUGGGGUGAACACAUACAACUGCCGGUGUCCUCCCCAAUGGACUGGUCAGUUCUGCACAGAAGAUGUGGAUGAGUGCCAGCUCCAGCCCAAUGCUUGCCAAAAUGGAGGAACUUGCACCAACAGCAAUGGAGGCUACAACUGUGUCUGUGUUAACGGAUGGAGUGGGGAUGACUGCAGCCAGAAUAUUGAUGACUGUGCCACUGCUGCCUGUGCCAAUGGGUCUACUUGUAUUGAUCGUGUUGCUUCCUUUCUUUGUGUUUGUCCAGAAGGAAAGAUUGGACUCCUGUGUCACAAAAAUAACGCCUGCAUUAGUAAUCCUUGCCACAUAGGCUCUUUGUGUGAUACUAAUCCUCUGACUGGACAGGCCAUUUGUACUUGCCCCCUUGGGUACAAAGGGACUUCCUGCACUGAGGACAUAGAUGAAUGCUCUCUGGUUAACAGUAAUCCCUGUGAGCAUGCAGGAAAAUGUGUGAAUACUGAAGGUUCCUUUUACUGUGAAUGUUCCAAGGGCUUCACUGGGCCCCGCUGUGAAAUGGACAUUAAUGAGUGUAUAUCUGAGCCAUGCCAGAAUGAUGCCACCUGUCUGGAUAAAAUAGGAGGCUUCACAUGUUUGUGUAUGCCAGGUUACAAGGGAAUACACUGUGAAAUUGAGAUCAACGAAUGCCAAAGCAACCCCUGUGUGAACAAUGGACAGUGUGUUGAUAAAGUCAAUCACUUUGUGUGCGUUUGCCCUCCAGGUUUCGCCGGAACAGUGUGCCAGAUUGAUAUAGAUGACUGCAACAGCACUCCAUGUCAGAAUGGCGCCAAAUGCGUUGAUCAUCCAACUGGCUAUGAUUGUCUUUGUGCAAUAGGCUUCACAGGUGUUUUGUGUGAAGAAAAUAUCAACAACUGUGAACCACCUCCCUGUCAUUAUGGAACAUGCCAAGAUGGCAUCGACUCCUAUACGUGCAUUUGUGAGCCUGGCUAUAUGGGUGCCAUAUGCAGUGAUCAGAUCAAUGAAUGUUUGAGUAACCCUUGUCUCAACGAAGGCCGAUGUGUUGACCUUGUCAAUGGGUAUCAGUGUAACUGCCUACCUGGAACAUCUGGUCCAACAUGUGAGAAGAAUGUUAAUGACUGCGCAAGCAACCCUUGCACCUAUGGGAACUGCGUGGAUGGAAUAAACCGCUAUGAUUGUGUCUGCUCCCCGGGAUUUACAGGCCCGCAGUGUAAAGAUGACAUUGAUGAGUGCGCCUCGAACCCUUGUCAUAAUGGAGGAACGUGCAUAAAUGAACAGAACAGAUUCCGCUGCAUCUGUCCCGAGGGAUUUCGACAGCCCAGCUGUUUUUCGCAGGUGGACGAAUGUGUCAAUAACCCGUGUAUCCACGGCAACUGCACAGAUGAUGUCAAUGGGUACAAGUGUCUCUGCCAACCAGGCUGGACCGGCAAGAAAUGUGAAGGGGAUAAAAACGAGUGUCUCUCCAACCCCUGUCAGAAUGGGGGGACAUGCAAUGAUCUGGUGAAUGGAUACAGAUGCUCCUGCAAGAAGGGGUUCAAGGGUUACAACUGUCAGAUUGACAACGAUGAAUGUGCUUCAAAUCCGUGUUUGAACCAUGGGACAUGCAGAGAUGGGAUCAAUGGUUACACGUGCCACUGUGUGCUGCCGUACACCGGUACAAACUGCCAGAACAUUCUGACCCCGUGUAACCCUGAACCGUGCUACAAUGGUGGAAUUUGUCAGGAAUCUGAAGAUUUCAAAAGUUUCAGCUGUCUGUGUGCAACUGGCUGGCAAGGUCAAAGGUGUACUAUUGAUAUUGAUGAAUGUAUAACCAACCGCUGCGAAAAUUAUGGUCGCUGCCAAAAUACCAAAGGCGGAUACAUAUGCCAUUGCCUCGAUGGCUUCGGUGGAGUCAACUGUGAGAACAAUAUUGACGAUUGCCUUUCUAAUCAGUGUCAGAACGGAGCUUCCUGUGUAGAUGGAAUAAACACUUUCUCUUGUAACUGCCUGGCGGGUUUCCACGGGGACAAGUGCCAGAAAGAUGUGGAUGAAUGUGCAAGCAACCCUUGUAAAAAUGGAGGCUCCUGCACAGACUACGUCAACAGCUACACGUGCAAGUGUCAGCCGGGAUUUGAUGGAAUCCACUGUGAUAACAACAUUGACGAAUGCACAGACACGUCAUGCUUUAAUGGUGCUACCUGCGUGGAUGGAGUUAAUUCCUUCACCUGCCAGUGCCCUCAGGGUUUUACAGGACCAUUUUGUCUGUUUGAGAUCAAUGAGUGUGGGUCACACCCCUGCAUUAAUGGGGGCACUUGUGUGGAUGGAAUGGGAACAUAUCACUGCACUUGUCCUGUUGGCUACAGAGGCAAGAAUUGUGAGGAAUUGGUUGAUCUAUGCAGUGGUUUUCCAUGUAAAAACAAAGGCAUCUGCAAGCAAGUGAAAACAGAACCUAAAUGCAUUUGCCCAACAGGUUGGACCGGCAUUUACUGUGAUAUUCCAGAUGUCUCUUGUGAAGUGGCAGCGUCUCAAAGAGGUGUGGCAGUGCAAGAUCUGUGUCAGCAUGCUGGUGUUUGCAUCAAUACUGGCUUCAGUCACCGUUGCCAGUGCCGACAAGGCUACAUGGGCAGUUACUGUGAAGGGGAACUGGAUGAGUGUGCCUCCAAUCCGUGUCAGAAUAGCGCUACUUGCGUGGAUCGUCAUGGGGGAUAUGAGUGCAAGUGCUUGCCAGGGUACCAAGGAGUAAACUGCGAGUAUGAAAUAGACGAGUGCCAGCUCCAGCCUUGCCAUAACGGUGGGACUUGUGUUGACUUAGUGAAUCAGUUCCGAUGCUCCUGCCCUCCAGGAACACGAGGUGCCCUCUGUGAAGAAAACAUUGAUGACUGUGCUCCGAGCUCUGACGGGCCGCACUGUUUCAAUGGUGGAAGGUGCAUAGAUAGAAUUGGUGGCUACAGCUGUGAAUGCCUCCCUGGGUUUGCAGGGGAGAGAUGUGAAGGGGAUGUGAACGAAUGCUUGUCUAGUCCUUGUAGAGCAAAGGGAAGCCUGGACUGUAUUCAGCUGGCCAACAACUAUCUUUGCAAGUGCAGGCCUGGAUUCACAGGUCGCCACUGUGAGACAAUACAGGAUUUGUGCCCAAGUCGACCUUGUCUGAAUGGUGGGACAUGCGCAGUUGCUGUGAAUAUGCCUGAGGGAUUUACCUGUCAAUGUCCGCCAGGCUUUUCUGGUUCUAAAUGCCAGUACAGUAAUAAUACAUGCGGACCCUAUAAAUGCAAAGUUGGGGAAAACUGUAUUCAGACUCUUUUGGGACAUGCAUGCCAGUCUAAUUCGGGCUGUGCUAGCCAGCCCUGUGAAAACAAUGGAGCUUGCCAGAGAAAGGAUCAACCUCCUUAUUAUACUUGUCAUUGCCCUAAAGGAUUUGUUGGGCCCCAGUGUGAAAGCCUAUUUCCCACUGAAACCGAUCGAUGCCACAUCUACCAAUGUCCUGAGAAAGCCCGAGACGGGUAUUGUGAUCAGGAGUGUAACAUACACGAGUGUCUUUGGGAUGGUGGAGACUGCUCUUUAACAAUGGGAGACCCAUGGGCCAACUGCUCCUCCUCACUGAGAUGUUGGGAACUUUUUAAUGGUCAAUGUGAUGAGCUGUGUAAUACACCUGAGUGCCUGUUUGACAACUUUGAGUGUCAAGAAAAAGAACCAAUCUGCAAGUAUGAUAAGUAUUGUGAAGAUCACUAUGCAAAUAAUCACUGUGACAAAAGUUGUAACACGAAAGAAUGUGGCUGGGAUGGACUUGACUGUUCUACAGAUAGACCUGAGAAUCUUGCUGAGGGUACCUUGGUUAUAGUAGUGCUCAUGCCCCCAAACGAACUUCUAAAAAAUUCCAGAAAUUUUCUCAGGGUCUUGGGCAACAUCCUUCGCACCAACCUAAGAAUCAAGAAAAAUCCAGAUGGGAGCUACAUGGUGUUUCCAUAUUUUCGAGAAACAGCAAGCAGCCACCGGUUACGUAGAUCUGUCUUAAAAUUACGAGUAGUCCGGGAGAUGGAGGAGCAGCCAAUUGGGUCAAAAGUCUCAUUAGAAAUUGACAACCAGCAGUGCGUCCUGGAUUCAGAUCAGUGCUUUAAAACGACAGACUCCGCUGCUGCCCUACUGGCUGCCCAUGCUGUACGCGGUACACUCAAUUACCCCCUGGUCUCUGUGGAGGUUGAAAAUGAUCCACAGUCGCACCUCAUACUGAUGUACAUAUUGCCCGUCACAUUGGCCAUUAUUAUUGUCAUUCUACUGCUGGUUGUGCUUCUGGCGAAAAAGAAGCGCAAACAUGGCGCCCUUUGGUUCCCAGAAGGUUUCCUCCUGCAUCGGGACAACAGCAAUCAGAAGCGCAGAGAGCCUGUUGGGCAGGAUGCUGUUGGUAUGAAAAAUCUAUCUGUGCCCAUAGUGGAUGGAAACUUACUGGAUUCUAAUCAAAAUGAUCACUGGUCGGAUGAUCAAGGACCACAGCCCAAGAAAUCCAAGUCUGAAGGUCAGGCUCUCCUGUCGGGAGGAGAUGACCAAGUAGAUAGCCGUCAGUGGACACAGCAGCACCUGGUGGCUGCAGAUAUUCAGAUGACCCCAUCAUUUGCUCUCACACCUCCUCAAGCAGAGCAAGAAAUCGAUGUCAUAGAUGUCAACGUGCGAGGGCCAGAUGGCUGUACACCUCUUAUGUUGGCCUCAUUACGAAUGGGAAACACACACCUAGAAGAGGAUGAUGAUGAGCCAGAAGAUCCAUCUGCUAAUGUUAUUACCGACCUGAUUUAUCAGGGAGCUUGUUUGCAGGCCCAGACAGAUCGCACAGGAGAAACUGCUCUGCACCUGGCAGCUCGCUACUCAAGAGCCGAUGCCGCCAAACGUUUGCUGGAUGCUGGAGCCGAUGCCAAUUCUCAAGAUAGUAUGGGGCGGACCCCUCUUCAUGCAGCAGUGUCGGCUGAUGCACAAGGGGUUUUCCAGAUUUUGAUCCGAAACAGAGUCACUGACCUUGAUGCAAGAAUGAACGAUGGUACAACUCCUCUGAUCUUGGCUGCCCGUCUCGCAGUGGAAGGGAUGGUUGCAGACUUGAUAAAUUGCCAGGCUGAUGUUAAUGCAGUGGAUGACCAUGGUAAAUCUGCACUUCACUGGGCGGCUGCAGUAAACAAUGUUGAGGCUACAAUGGUUCUGCUCAAGAACGGAGCAAAUCGGGAUAUGCAAGACAAUAAGGAGGAAACUCCCUUGUUUCUUGCUGCAAGAGAAGGUAGUUUUGAAGCAGCUAAAAUGCUUUUGGAUUACUUUGCAAACAGAGAAAUCACUGACCAUAUGGAUCGUCUUCCUCGUGACAUUGCCAAGGACAGGAUGCAUCAUGACAUUGUGCGUCUGCUGGACGAGUAUAACUUAGUCCAUAGCCAACAAGGACAGGCUGGUACAAUGCUUACAAACUCUCUUUCAUCAGCAGUCUGUGGUUCCAACAGAUCUUUCCUUAACCUGAAACAUGCCGCACAAACCAAGAAGACCAGGAGACCAAGUGCCAAAAGUGUAGCACCUCGAAACCUUCCAAACUUAGCCAAAGAACCAAAAGAUACCAAAAACAGGAGGAGGAAAAAGUCAGAUACUGACACUAAAGGGCAGCUUUCUGAAAGCUCAGUAACAUUAUCCCCUGUGGAUUCUCUUGAAUCUCCCCAUGCUACUUCAUCUCCAACCAUUAAAUCUCCUGGAGCUCUGCAUACGUCCCCUGGACAAAUGCUUGCCACAUCUACAUUGCAGCCACCACACACAACUAUGUCUUUGACUAAUCUUCAGCCCAUUGGUUGUGCAGCCAAUAAUAUGCUGCCUUCUGUUGGACAGAUAUUAUCACACUCAGCCCAAAAUAAUGUUCUUACUGGACAAAGGCAGCUCAAUAUAUCAUCUGAUUGGUUGAGUCGCAUGGAAAGAAACAACACCCAGUAUAAUGAAAUGUUUGGUUUAGUCUGCCAUGAUACAAAUAACCACUCAUGUAUUCCUCAACAAAAUGGGAUCAUCCAAGCAGAUAUCAAGCCAACGCUGCAUAUGGGUGUGGCUAGGGAUGCUUUGCCACCAAUUAUGACUUUCCAGCUUAUCCCAAAGAGUGGAAUGAAUCAGCAGUCUGGCAUCCAGACACUAGUGCAGCAGACGAGUCACUGUCAGAACGUGGGUGGCAUGUAUCAGAUGCAAGACAGAGCACGGUUUACUGGCUCUUCUGUCCCUAUAGCAAUGAUGCAUCAGCACGAUGGACAGUUAUCUCAAACAAUGCUCACAGCUUAUCAUCCCCUUCAGAACUCAAUGGGAAAAUAUCCAACCCCACCAUCCCAACACAGCUACGCUUCCACUGACAAAACCCCAAACCACAAUGGACAUUUACCAGGAGAGCAUCCUUACUUGACCCCUUCACCAGAAUCUCCAGAUCAGUGGUCUAGCUCGUCGCCUAAUUCUGCCUCCGACUGGUCAGAUGUUACAACAAGUCCAACCCCUAAUGGCAAUCAAAAAAUUCCCAGCAAACAUAUGCCUGAACAAGCACACAAUGGCAUGCAGAUUUAUGCGUAGGACAUGGUGCAAUUUGUGUUUAAUGGUUGAACAAAUGAAGGCUAUUGGAGACAAUUCAUUCUUUCAGAAGUUGCUUCAUCUGUGGCAUCUGCCUAUAAAUGUCCUUGUACCACACAGGUACCCAUUUCAUUUGCAGAUGCUCCUUUAUCAACUGAUGAAAGGGUUCAAUAUGUAUGGAAUGUAAUAACGCUUCCCGACUGAACAAAGGAUCUAGACUGAAUUCAUACAAUGUCUUAGAAAAACAGAAACAUUGCUCAGAUCAGUAUCUGGGCUUAAAGAACAUUUUCAGUGCCUUAAUUAGAGACACAGGUCAGUCCGAGCAUGAGAGAUCCCUUCUGGAGACGUGCGCUUCUUACACUGACACUUCCUUCCUUUUCCCGCUCACUGGGAAUAACUGAAGAUCAAAUCCAUGUGCAACAUUUAAAUUGUAGUCAUGGAGGCAGGGGUGCUCGUGUCAGUCCCAUUUACAAGGGAUGUAUGUUUAUAUAUAACUACAUGUUUAAAUGUAAAAUAUCAUUUGAAAUGCCUUUUUUUAUUCUCAGCUUUUUAAGACCAGUUUAUGUCAAUAUUCCUUUUUUUAACUUAUCCAACUCAUUCCACUUAGAAUGUUGUAAAUAAAAAAAAAAGUUGACUUUUGUCAGUAGAAAUGUUAUAGCGACUCCUGUGCCCAGUGGAUUGUGUCACAGUGUCAUGUGAUGGUUCUGGAAAGGUUUAUGUAUACAUGGACUUGUCAAAAUGACACAAAAAUCUAACAAGCUGUAUCAACUUGCAUUCAAUAUAAACGUCUGAUAUCUUUUGCCAUUUUUUUUGUCCGUUACAAAUGCUCGUUAUUCUAUGUUUUGUGAAAAGAAAAGGACUUUUCCAGUACUCUGGCACGGUCUGAGCAGUUGGAAGCAAGCACUUAGCUAAACAAAGCCUCUUUUUCUUCUUCCCUUUUUUAUUUUUUUCUGCCAAAAACACCACAUUUAGGAAACUGUACGUUUUUCUACAGAUUUUUUCUUACUUUAUAUGGUGCUACGUUGUCACUGAAUAUGUUCAGUUUCAAUCCCAGAGCACCCAAAAUUGUAUUUGAUAUAUGUCACAGGAAGAAGAGAAAUGACAUCAUUAGGCUGAUAUAUGACCUCACAACUUUCUUGAAUUUCAAAUAAAUACAUACACAGGGCUUCACACAUUUUCCAAUAAAAAAUUUCUAAAAAUAUGAUUUUGCUAAACUCUUUUGAAUCCUUAUCACAAUGGCGAUGUUUUUCUCACUAGAAAACUCGGUUCAGAAUCAGUUCUGAAUCAAUUGCGCUAAUUCUCUUAGCCCUAGAGUAUAAGGUUACAGAGCUAUGUCGUAGAAACUCGAUGGCGAGUAGAAGCAAACUAAAAGAGAAAAUCAUCCCAAUCUUCUCAAACAUAUUUACUCAUACCAUACACAGGACCACCAUCAGAAAUCACAGGGCCCCAUACGACAACAUUUCCUGGGCUGCACACACCACAAGCCCCACCUACAGGUCCACCCUCCCCACCCCACAGGUCCGCCCCCCACCACACAGUAAAAAAACUAAAAAAAUAUUGGUGGCUUGGGUUCCCACAUGUUAAUAAAAAAUAAAAAGAUAUUGGUGGUCAGGGCCCCCCAUAAAACAACAUUUGUGGCCAGGGCCCCCCAUUAAAAAAUAUUGGUGGCUAGGACCCCACAUGAGAAAAAAAAUUGGAAUGUAUCAUUUCAACUGAUAAUUGCCUGAACUGUGAUAUAAAGUUUCUUUAGUUAGCAUUGUCAUAGGCAAACGCUAACCUUCCAGAAGUAUUUCUGUCCUUUUUAAGAACAGCACUUCAAAGAAGAUAGAUAUUAUAGAUAUGCACACAUACAGUAUGGUGCUAACGUUAGAGAGUCCUAGAGUUUCCUGCUGGAGCCUCAUACCCCAAGAGAUAUUCAUAAGAUCUUAGAGGCAACCUAGUAGUUACUAAAUAACAGUGAAAAACAAAGAACUGCUCUAAAUCACCAUUCUGUUUAAUGCAAUACUGAAAGACAAGAGGCAGGCAUGGCAGAGUUUGCACAUGAGAUGGUAAUAGGUCAGUGACCUUAGUAUUGCACUUCAAAAGGGCUUCCACUUGCUAUCUAAUAUUAGGCCAAGCAAUGGCAAGCCACAUGUAUAGAGGUGCUAUCAUAGGUUGUCGUCAUGAGUCCUUUUUAGGGGAAUUUCAGAACAUUUCUAGUAGGCGUUCUGUCAUUUCAACAUUUUCAAUAACAAGAUUUAUGGUCAUUUGUGGUCCAAGUAUAUGAGACAUUCCUCCUACCUGUCUUUCAACCCAUCCAUGGCAUGUUUUCUGGAUCUGUCAGAACUCCAAACUUAGGGGGUUAUUUAUUGAAGUCUGAAAUUUAAAAAAAUUGAGUUUAUUUCACUUUAAAAUAUUUGUGGGGGAAAAAAGUGAAUUUUUUCGAGAUUUAUUAUACCCCGAGGAUGGAAAAAGUUUGAAUCCGAAAAUCCUCCAUCCCAGGCCUACAGAGGUUGUAUAUAAGUCAGUGGGUGAGGUCCCUCUGUUUCUGUGGUCUUCACUGGAAUUAGCCUGAAACUAUUUCGGGCUUUUUGAGCUAAAAUCCAAAAAAUGUGUACUUUUCGGGAAAAAGCAGAAAAAAAUGUACGAUUUGAUUUGAAUUUUCGCUCUAUUUUAUGGAGUUUUUCCCCAAUCCGAUUUUAUAAUAAUAAAUAAGGUCAAAUCGUCAAUUCUACUUUGCUCUGACAUUUUAAAAUAAAAUUUUAAGAAAAAUUCGGGUUUUGAAAAAUAACCCCUUUAGUGAUCCACUAACCAACUUUUUUUAAAACAUUUAAUAUUUUAAUAUUUCAGGCAAAUUUUGGUCAGUUUGGAAAUUUGUUUUGGAAAAAUGCAAAUGAUCCUCAUGAAAAACUAAAAGAUUGCUGGUUUGAGAAGCGUGAAAUCAGUAUUCGAAUAAGAUCAAUAUUAAGGAGAACCAUGGAUGUAUUUGGUGCGAAUAAAUGGAUGCCAAUAUGGCGCCCCUGCAGUUAUUGAUACAGAACUGUUCUCUUGACUAGCUGACUGACAAUAACUAGUCUAAUACAGUGCCUGCUUGGCUUAGUUAAACUAAAAUUAAACACUGCCAAUAAAAUUUAAAACAAAUAUUCUUGUGCUGUGGAUAUCAUGCAUGUUGCGUACAAAAAUGUUUCCAGGCAAUGUUGAUGUCUUGUUGUGUCUGUGUGGGUUUCUUCCCAAAAACAUACAAGCAGGUUCAUUGGCUCCAGAUAAAAUUGAUCCUUUUGUGAGUGUGAAUAAGGACAUAGAUUGUAAGCUCCACUGGGGCAAGGACUGAUGUGAAUGAUGUAUAAACUCUGUAAAGUGCAAAUGUGUCAGCACUAUAUAACUUAUGGCUAAUAUUAUUUGUAACUCCUUUUGUAUAUGAAACACAGCAGAAGUCAAGUUGGGCACAAAUGCUUGAUCAGCCCAGGCUGGUAACUGUUAUUAAACUCAUUGUACAUACGUCUGUGUUUUUUUUAGAAAUAACAUUCCCUAUUUUUGUAAACUCUAUGCAUUUGUACCAAGCCUAUGUUGCAUGAAGUAUAUGAUAACAUUUUAAAAAUGUUAUUUUUAAAGUCUUAUGUAUGACAUGUUUUAUCACAGAAAAUAAAAUGCAGUUUAACAAUUAAA